Microplitis demolitor is the source of this 1394-nucleotide messenger RNA. RefSeq lists its product as uncharacterized. NCBI's taxonomy places the organism in Eukaryota, Metazoa, Arthropoda, Insecta, Hymenoptera, Braconidae. The record is from RefSeq and is a predicted model, not a curated record. Gene Ontology annotation, biological process: protein polyubiquitination; positive regulation of proteasomal ubiquitin-dependent protein catabolic process. Gene Ontology annotation, molecular function: protein binding. The coding region runs from base 142 to 1263 and encodes 373 amino acids. The transcript is spliced from 5 exons.
UCUGUCAUGUAUGUGCUCCAUUUACAUAAAUAACAAAACUAUGUACAUAAACAAUGUCUAAAUUAUAAAUUAAAUGAUUUUUUAAAAUUCGAAUUUUCCAGAACCGCUAACGUUGAAUUUAUAAAUUUAAAUUAAAACGACAUGGCUCCGAAGAAAAACAAAAAAGCUCAAGAUGAUGUUGACAAACAAUUGUCUGAUGUAAAUAAUUAUUUAAACGUAACUUAUUCAUAUGAUUUAAUACGGUAUAUUUUUUCUCAUUUAUCUGGACGGGAACUCAGUAAUUCUUCAAAGGUUUGUAAACUUUGGCGUGAUGCAGCAUUUCGUGAACUUAAGACACGUAAAGUAGUUUUAAAUUUUAGUCCAUUUAAAAAAUAUUUCAAACCCAAUGGCAGUCCAAAUAAACAUUUUGACGAUACGCUUACCAACAAACCAAUGAUUGGUUUACUAUUUUCUACGCCUCGUUGCAAACUACCUGAAUGUCUGCCACCACAUGUACCAUCAUCGUGUGUUUGUUUGUCAAUUAAAAAUUAUGGAUUGAUUGUAAACAAUACCGAUUAUGAAGACGCAAAAAAUUUAGUUGCCUACACAUUUUUACCAGAGGACCCAGAGGUUGACAUAAAUUUAUUCAUACGCAACCGCGUGGAGAAAAAAAAUAAAGAUAUUCAAAAAAAUAUUUUUGAGGUACCCAAUCUACGGAGUUUAUUUGAUUUAAUUUGCGACGAUAAAUCGACAAUUAAAAAUGUCAAGUGUAUAAUUAUUUUCGUAAUUGAUAAUAAUCCGUUUACUUUCAUCGACGUUCCUACUUUCGUCCGAAAUAACAGAAUAGCAAUAUGGGGUGGCGUAGUAAACAAAUUUUCGUGUUCGGUAUCUGGCUCAACGCUCACAGACACAAAUUUUAUGGGAGUUGUAAUUUCUGGUGAUAACGUAAGAAGCUGGUCGACUAUUUUAACUCAAGAUGACGAAACAGACGAAUCUGUGAUAAAUAAAUUAACAGAAUUAAAAAAAAAUAUUAAAUUACUUAAACAUUCAAUUGGAUUUAUGUUCAGUUGCGUAGCUCGCGGUUCCGGUUGGUACGAUAGACGUAAAAAUGUUGAGUCGAGUAUUUUUAAAAAUUUGUUUCCUACCGUACCUUUGAUAGGAAGUUUUGGUAAUGGAGAACUGGGUUCCUGUUCAAUUUCCGAAAAACCUGAAGAUGAUAAACGUCUUGUUGAUCUUCACCAUCAGUAUUCGACGACAAUUAUGAUUUUAACUUAUGGAAAAUAAAUAUUUAUUUUAAUUAUUAUCAAUUAUUUAUAUUUUUUAUAGUCUUUAAUAAGAAAAAGAUUAAAUUCAAAAAUAUAAAUAUUAAAAUUAAUUUUAAUUAAAAGAUUAAUUUUAUUAAAUAAACAUUUUAA